Messenger RNA from Hyla sarda, 2712 nucleotides. RefSeq names its product vascular endothelial growth factor C (gene VEGFC). The transcript has 7 exons. The record is from RefSeq and is a predicted model, not a curated record. Bases 353 to 1564 code for a protein of 403 amino acids. NCBI's taxonomy places the organism in Eukaryota, Metazoa, Chordata, Amphibia, Anura, Hylidae. Gene Ontology annotation, biological process: positive regulation of mast cell chemotaxis; positive regulation of endothelial cell proliferation; induction of positive chemotaxis. Gene Ontology annotation, molecular function: growth factor activity; vascular endothelial growth factor receptor 3 binding; chemoattractant activity. Gene Ontology annotation, cellular component: membrane.
UCCACCUCACACACACUGCUUUAGACCUGCCAUCUCUGCAUGCUUCUCAUUAUCACCCCCUGCUCAUGCCGGCCACUGCUAUCUCCUGAUGCCAGGCAGCACUGCACCCCACACACGUGUGCCACCCAGUCCCUCCUCCCUCACAGGUCCCCAUGCUGGCAUCACCCACUGCACCACAACUAGAUUGUAGCGACCUCCUCGGAUGUGCAGUCUCCUGAGACAACUUUCUUCUCCUGCUCCUUGGCCACCUUUUGCUGGGAAGAGGCUGAUGCUGAGGGACUUGCUGGACUGAGGGGGAUCUUCUCUGUGACCCGACUGCACCCAGGACCUGAGCCACAGUCCGGACUGGAAAAUGCACUUGCUGGAAGUAGCACUACUUUUUCUAUACACAGUAUUGAUUCAGGGGGACAUAGCUUAUGAGUCAGGACAAGGGUAUUACGACGAUCCGGAAUUUGGUGACUUCAAGGAUCACCCAGGCAAGGAGCUGGAAGAGCAACUACGAGCUGUAUCCAGUGUGGAUGAACUAAUGACACUGCUUUACCCUGAAUCCUGGAAAAUGUUCAAGUGUCAAAUGAGACAAGGACAGGCCAGCUUUGAUACUAGAAGAGACGACAGUCUCAAAUUUGCAGCUGCACACACCAACUACAAUGCUGAAAUCUGGAAAAGUAUUGAAAGUGAAUGGAGAAAAACCCAGUGCAUACCACGAGAAGUAUGUGUAGACGUGGGAAAAGAAUUUGGAGCCUCAACAAACACUUUCUUUAAACCGCCCUGCGUGUCCUUGUACAGAUGUGGAGGAUGCUGUAACAGUGAGGGGUUGCAGUGCGUGAACAUCAGCUCUACGUACGUCAGCAAGACACUCUUUGAAAUCACAGUCCCUCUAUCUCAAGGGCCAAUAAAACCAGUAACCAUCAGCUUUGCCAACCAUACAUCCUGUCGGUGCAUGUCGAAAUUGGAUGUUUACAGACAAGUCCAUUCAAUAAUCAGAAGAUCACUGCCAGCAACUCAAGUACAUUGUCAAGUGGCAAAUAAGACCUGCCCCCGAAACCAUAUUUGGAACAACCAUUUGUGCAAAUGUAUACAACAUCAUGACUUUUCAUCACAUAUUGAGGAAUCAGACUCCUCUGAAUCAUUCCAUGAUAUUUGUGGUCCAAACAAGGAACUAGAUGAAGAAACAUGUCAAUGUAUCUGUAAAGGGGGUUUGUUGCCUUCAAGUUGUGGUCCUCACAAAGAGCUGGAUCGGACAUCUUGCCAAUGUGUCUGCAAAAAUAAACUUCUUUCUACUUCCUGCGGACCCAACAAAGAGUAUGAUGAAGAGAGGUGCCAGUGUGUGUGUAAAAAGACCUGUCCAAAACACCAGCCACUGAAUCCUAUCAAAUGUGCAUGUGAAUGUGUAGAAACCCCAAACAAAUGUUUCCUUAGAGGAAAGAGAUUCCACCAUCAGACAUGCAGCUGUUACAGACCACCCUGUACAAAUCGAUUGAAACGUUGUGAUCCUGGUUUCCUGUAUAGUGAAGAAGUUUGUCGCUGUGUACCCUCAUAUUGGAAAAGACCACACAUGAACUAAUACAGAACACAUGGUCCAUAUGACUCUGAAAAUAAGAAACUUAAUUUUAUUCUAACUUUUGGAUCUACUUUUGCAUUGGAAACCAUAUGUGGAGUAAGGACAUAUGCAUUCUGCAGCUUGUAAAAUGGGACCCAAGUUUAAGAUCGUGCAAGAUUUUAUUUUUUUUUUUUGAGGACUUGAUGGGUCAUAUUUGAUGACAAAGCAAGUCUCCGGUUUUCCUGUGAUCUUAUUUUAUUUUUAUCAAGAUAAUGACUAUAUAAUUUAUUUCCACUAAAAAUAUUGUGCAGCAUUUCUGUUUAUAGCAGUAACAAUGUAAAAGCGCACUGUGAUUAAUAUUUUUAUAUCAUGUAAAAUAUGUUUAAAAUAAAAAAACAAACUGAAAUGUGUACUAUAAACCACCAAUAUGUUCAGUUGGAUUCCGUAUCACACCUCAAGAGUAUCCAUGUGUAAGACAUUUUAUUUUUUUAUUCAAAGUAUUUUUACAUUUUGCAGUUGAGAUUGUUUCAUAAUGCAGAGUUACCAUCAGUAUUGCACUGGCUUCAUGUUUCUAGGUCCUAAAUGAAUUGGAAGGAAGAACCUGAAAAUUGAAGUCUACUAAGUACUGUAUUGUAUUGUAUAUCUUUUGCUAUAGACCUCUAAUGUUUUUGGAGAUUUAUUAGACAUUAGGUUUUUUGGACACACUCUUACUGCAAGCUAGGUAUAAGUUUGUGAUGUUUGUUGUGAAACUCUAGUUUUAGGGUAAUAUGUUGCAAGCAAAUGGAAUGUUCAGUGUUAGAAAUUAUUAAUGCAGAAUGAUAUGAGUCACAUUAUAAUAAGCAUCAGGUAUGUGGCCACAUUCUGUGCUAGUUAUGACAGAUGGUUUUCUGAUUAAUAAAAUGCAGACAACUUAAUAUGGAAAUUCAUUGGUGGACAAGAUGUAGAGAAGUAAUGGAAUUAAGAAGGUUUAUACAACAUAAUACUUAUGAAGCAGAGAUUGCAAUUGCAACAAUCACAUGGCUUCACUAAAGUGCCAAUUGAGCUCUGGUAUAUGCGCUCCUAUCUGAGAGCCCACUCAUCCAUUCCACUGAGCCAAAUGAGGUCACAUUACCUAAGAGGAGCAGGCUCUUUUUUUUGAGUGGCACUUUGGAAAAUUCUUUAAGGGGUAUUUC